Molecule: messenger RNA, 486 nt
Organism: Zingiber officinale
Lineage: Eukaryota; Viridiplantae; Streptophyta; Magnoliopsida; Zingiberales; Zingiberaceae
Exons: 1
Coding region: 1-486 (161 amino acids)
Cellular component (GO): chloroplast thylakoid
Source: RefSeq, a predicted model, not a curated record
AUGGCCGCCUCUUCCGCGGCUCUCCUUCUCCUCCCCCUUCCUCCCACUGGCUGCUCCGCCGUCCGACGCGCUUCCGUACGCUGCGGCGUCGGCCCCACCUCGUCUCCGGCGCCCCGGCAAGGUCUGGGAAGCAGAAGGCAGUGCCUCCUCUUCCUCGCCCUCUCCUCUGCCGCUCUCCCUUUCCCGGCUAGGUCAGCGGACAUACCACUCUUCGGGAUCAGGAACAGGAUAAAGAAGAUCGAGGAGGAGGCAGAGCAGAUCGUGGAGAAAGGGGAGAAGGCCCUGCAGAAGGGCAUCGAGUCGGCGGAAAAGGGCAUCGUGGCGGCUGAGAAGGAGAUCCAAGCGGCGGAGGAGGGGAUAGUGGCGUCUUCCAGCCUCGGCGUCGCAGACAAUCUUCUCCAGGCCGGCGCGGUCGCCGGAGCCGAGGCACUCGGGGUGCUCGUCGCGGUCUCCGUUGUCAACGGCAUUCUCGCGGCGGAGAGCUGA